This is a messenger RNA of Recurvomyces mirabilis, 852 nucleotides long. RefSeq names its product Prohibitin-1, subunit of the prohibitin complex (Phb1p-Phb2p) (gene PHB1). NCBI's taxonomy places the organism in Eukaryota, Fungi, Ascomycota, Dothideomycetes, Mycosphaerellales, Teratosphaeriaceae. Gene Ontology annotation, biological process: mitochondrion organization. The record is from RefSeq and is a predicted model, not a curated record. Gene Ontology annotation, cellular component: membrane; mitochondrion. Bases 1 to 852 code for a protein of 283 amino acids. The transcript is spliced from 2 exons.
AUGGCAGCCAACGCCCUCAACCGCAUCUACACCUGGGCCGUCCCCACCGCCAUCGCCGCCUCCCUCGCCUCCGCCUCCAUCUACGACGUCAAGGGCGGCCAGCGCGGCAUCAUCUUCGAUCGUCUACGGGGUGUGAAUGACGAUGUGGUGAACGAAGGCACGCAUUUCCUGGUCCCCUGGCUGCAGCGAGCGAUCAUGUAUGAUGUGCGGACCAAGCCGAGGAGCAUCUCGACCACGACGGGAAGUAAGGACUUGCAGAUGGUGAAUCUGACGUUGAGGGUGUUGCAUCGGCCGGAGGUGUCGAUGUUGCCUACGAUUUAUAAGAACCUCGGCCAAGACUACGACGAGCGCGUCCUCCCCUCCAUCGGCAACGAAGUCCUCAAAUCUGUCAUCGCCCAAUUCGACGCCGCGGAACUCAUCACGCAGCGCGAAGCCGUCAGCAACAAAAUCCGCUCCGACCUCUUCAAGCGCGCCAACGACUUCAACAUCGCGCUCGAAGACGUGAGCAUAACCCACAUGACCUUCGGGCGCGAAUUCACCAAAGCGGUCGAGGACAAGCAGAUUGCGCAACAAGAAGCUGAACGGGCGAGAUUCAUCGUGGAGAAGGCUGAGCAGGAGCGGCAGGCGAAUGUUAUUCGAGCUGAAGGGGAGAGCGAGGCCGCGGAUGUGAUUUCCAAGGCUGUGGCGAAGAGCGGGAAUGGGUUGAUUCAGAUCAGAAGGAUUGAGACGCAAAGGGAUGUCGCGCAGAUGUUGGCGAAUAAUCCUAAUGUUACUUACCUGCCUGGUGGAGGAAAUAGUGGGGAGGAGGGCGGUGGGAAGGGUGGGAAUUUCUUGCUUGGGUUGAGGUCGUAG